Molecule: messenger RNA, 1005 nt
Organism: Parnassius mnemosyne (clouded apollo)
Lineage: Eukaryota; Metazoa; Arthropoda; Insecta; Lepidoptera; Papilionidae
Source: the annotation of a GenBank genome assembly
AUGGGAAGCGAAGACACCGCAAAAGCACAAAUUCGUUCCAUUCUUAGUCCCACUAAGGAUGCAGAGUUCCUCCAAAGCUUCGUACGUGUUGGUGUUGGUGACGAUGACGAAGAAGUGCCAGUUCCUAAAGCCUCCAUCAGCAAACGAGCGCCAGCUUCGGCCGAGAAGAGCGAGUCUGUCGAUGAAGAAAAACAGUCGUUAAAAGAAAGAAAAGAGUCAAUCAAACCCAAGAAGCGAAACUUUCGACGGAAGCCGAAAAGCGAGCGGCGACGUCGUGAAGAAGAACUCUACACGGAUAAGGAUCGUGCUGCGGCUGUUGUAAUGGGAUACAAGGAUAUAAAACUGUCUCUGAACAUGAAGGACAAGGCUGACAGAAGCAGCGCUCUCCAUAUACCUGAGGAAGCAGAUGCCGGUACUCUUUUGGGUUUAGCCCGCGCGGAGAUGACCAGGGAACGGUAUCGCACUGCUCUAUCGUUUGCUAAUAAGGCGAUAGAGCUCGCUCCAGAAGAAAAAGCAGCUUAUGUAGCGCGCAGCAAGUGCUACUUGCUCCUGGGGGAACCACAGUCAGCAUUAACUGACGCGGAGACGGCUCUAAAGCUGGACCCAAAACACGCGAAGGCUUUACUGCAGAAGGCCGAGGCACUGUACUACUGCGGCGAGUUUGAGAUGAGCCUCGUGCAUUACCAUCGUGGUCUAAGAUCAAGGCCAGACUUGAGCGACUUUAGACUUGGGGUGCAAAAGGCACAGGAGGCAAUUGAGAACACUAUAGGGGCAGUAAAGACUGUCAAAAAGGCAAAGAAACGCGUCAGCCCUAAAUCGUCGAGGCCAGCAUUGGGACAACUGAUGUCGGAUAAGAUCUACCUCGAGAAUCUUCUUAAGAACCCAGACCUUGCUAUUGCAGAUAAAAAGAACGACGUUGUGAUGAAACAGGCCGAAGAAGCUAUAAGAUUCUUGGAAAAUAGAGAAGAAUUCUGGAGACAGCAGCAAACAGCAAAAAAACAUUAA